CCGGUGAUUCUCUCUCUCUUAAAUCCUAGAUAAACCCCAGUGGAGCGGACUCGUGGAACUGCAACUGAAAGGAAACGGUCGUAAUCCGCGAACAUGUCCACCACUGAAGAUAAAAUAAAAAAUGUGGAGGUGAAAGAUUAUGACUAUUGUGGACACACGAUGAAGAUUAGUCUGUUUAAAGAAUCAUCCUUAGGCGUCUCUGCUUACGUAUGGGGACCAGGUCUCGCUCUGUGUCAGUUCUUUCAGGAAGAGAAUGUUGAUUUUACCGGGAAGAGGCUGCUGGAACUUGGGUCGGGAAGCGGUAUCGUGGGGAUUUUAGCCACGUUGCUGGGCGGGGAUGUCACUCUGACGGACAAACCGUACGUUAUGAAGCAACUCGAAUACAAUGUCUCUGCCAACAUUCCUCCCGAUGCCAAACACCGGAUCAAAAUCAGCCCUUUGCUUUGGGGGACUGAUCAGAAAAAUUACCCAAACGAUUUCGAUUUCAUCCUGGGCUCAGAUCUCGUGUACUGCCCAGUGCAAUUUCCCUGCCUCUUCCAGACACUGAGAGACCUCUGCGGCCCCAACACGGUCAUUUACUUGUCUACUGAUAUGAAGUACAGAGAGGGGUCGGUCGACUUCCACGAGACCCUGUUGCCAGAGCAGUUUAACAGCGAGGUCGUCAAUACAAGCAGAAGUAAUUGCAUUUACAAAGUGACCAAAAAGCACUGAGCACCAGUUUCUGACGUAAAGUCAGGAAGCACACACACAAAGUUCACUAUUUUGCUUCAAAGCAACUUUCCGCUCCGUCCUAUUCCCCUUCGUUGAUCAGGUUUUCCCAAAUAAUUUAUGAUUCUUAUUGUUAUAAUCUAUUAAUAUAUUUAAACAACUCGUUUUUAAUAAGAGGAUGGGAAUACAAUUAGAACAAUCCACAAAGAGUCGCGUUCCGAGUAACCACUAACACAUCAUUUCACCAGAGCCAUGUAAUUCUCAGAUGCUACCGCCACUGUGUUACCGCAAUAGUAUAAGAUGCCAAAGUAGAUAUCAUUCUAAGGUAGACACAACAUGCUGGAGUAACUCAGCGGGACAGGCAUUAUCUCUGGAGAGAAGGAAUGGGUGACGUUUCGGGUCGAGACCCUUCUUCCUUGUGUCUACCUUCGAUUUAAACCAGCAUCUGCAGAUCUUUCCUGCAUGUAGAUAUCAUUUUGUUCCAUAUCAAUCCCGAACUGACACCAGGACUGUGAGAAAGUGUAUCGUACCAACUAACGUAAGGUGUACAUUAUGUAUGCUAUUAUUAAUGUAUUCUACUAUUCUCACUAAACGGCGCGUGGGUGGAUUUCCAUCAUGGUUAAUAUCGGAAAGGUAUCUUUAAUUAUCGAGUAAUGUAUUUAAUUCUGGAACGUUAUGACCCCCGCGGAUUUAAACCUUCAAGACAGUAUGUUCGUUUCAUUUACACAUAGAUACAUAGUUACAUAGAAAAUAGGUGCAGGAGUAGGCCAUUCGGCCCUUCGAGCCUGCACCGCCAUUCAAUAUGAUCAUGGCUGAUCAUGCAACUCAGUAUCCCGUACCUGCCUUCUCUCCAUAUCCCCUGAUCCCUUUAGCCACAAGGGCCACAUCUAACUCCCUCUUAAAUAUAGCCAAUGAACUGGCCUCAACUACCUUCUGUGGCAGAGAGUUCCAGAGAUUUACCACUCUCUGUGUGAAUAGUCGUUUGAACGUCCUUAGUGGAAAGUGGAAUUAAUAAAACCAAUCAGGCUAGAAAUUGACCUGGUUAAGUGGCUGGCGAUGCAUUAAACUCACGGGAGUUUGCAGUUUCUGGACACUCGGCCAGUGUCCUUUCACCCACUGCCUCUGCCGAAACUCGCUGAAGUGAAAGCAACAGAUCUAGUUCUGCAAAGGCGAUACACUCUGAUUAUGUUUCUUUCUAAAGAGCAGCAUGGGAUGUUUACAUUUGUCCAAGGGAUAACUAUCCUGAGGGGGCGGGGGGUCAUUUUGAUCGAAGGAAAUCGUAUAACUGGGAUGGAAGUGAACUGGUUGGCCUCAGAUUAUGGCUACAACACCAUAUAAUUCAGUUAUAGCCCACACGGGACAAUCCGAACAAAAUGGACCUGGAAGCGCGGAAUAAAUCAUUAUUACUUUGCAUUUCUUUUUCCAAAAGAUACGCGGUUUCGUAUAAACCAUUGCCCGUAAAAUGUGAACUAUAUGAAUCCAAUAAAUUGUCACAAUAUACAAAUUGAUGUAAAGAGUUCAUCGUUUAUUUU
Messenger RNA from Leucoraja erinaceus (little skate), 2240 nucleotides. Its product is annotated as EEF1A lysine methyltransferase 3-like. Gene Ontology annotation, biological process: peptidyl-lysine methylation. Lineage: Eukaryota; Metazoa; Chordata; Chondrichthyes; Rajiformes; Rajidae. The record is from RefSeq and is a predicted model, not a curated record. Gene Ontology annotation, molecular function: protein-lysine N-methyltransferase activity. Gene Ontology annotation, cellular component: cytoplasm; cytosol. The coding region runs from base 94 to 711 and encodes 205 amino acids. The transcript is spliced from 3 exons.